This is a messenger RNA of Malus domestica (apple), 1590 nucleotides long. RefSeq names its product porphobilinogen deaminase, chloroplastic-like. Gene Ontology annotation, biological process: heme biosynthetic process. Gene Ontology annotation, molecular function: hydroxymethylbilane synthase activity. Gene Ontology annotation, cellular component: cytoplasm. The record is from RefSeq and is a predicted model, not a curated record. NCBI's taxonomy places the organism in Eukaryota, Viridiplantae, Streptophyta, Magnoliopsida, Rosales, Rosaceae.
UAAGGAACCGGACGAUAAGAAGAAGCGUAUUGGAGGAGGCACCCUUUCAUACCCUGUACUGCAAUCCCAAAUUAUCCUAUCCAACAUCCAUCCUCAGACAAUCCCUUCAUACUCCCACACUCCCAAUCGCCAUCUCCUACUUCUUCCUCUCCCUCCCUCUCUAUCUCUCUCUGCAAGUGCAAUGGAGGCCCUUUGUUCUUCUUCUUCUUCUUCCUGCUCCUCGUCUCUUUUGACCAAGCAGGCGCUUCCUUCAUGCUCUUCAAUCAACUUCGCAGCAGGAGUUGGCUCCGUCUCAGUCCUCCGCUCCUCCAUGCCCUCCCUCAAGACUCGAUCUUUUCCCAACUCCAUCAGAAAACACAGUCUAAUUGGGAUCCCAAGGGCCUCCGUCGCUGUUGAGCAGCAGAUCCAGAAGUCCAAAGUUGCCCUAAUCAGAAUUGGCACCCGAGGAAGCCCAUUAGCACUUGCUCAGGCUUACGAGACAAGAGAGAAACUCAUGGCAUCGCACCCCGAGCUAGCUGAAGAGGGCGCAAUUCAGAUUGUUAUCAUAAAAACUACAGGUGAUAAAAUACUGAGUCAGCCCCUUGCAGACAUUGGCGGGAAGGGUUUGUUCACCAAGGAAAUAGAUGAGGCACUCAUCAAUGGUGAUAUUGACAUUGCUGUCCACUCAAUGAAAGACGUGCCUACCUACUUACCCGAGCAGACAGUUCUGCCUUGCAACCUUCCACGGGAGGAUGUCCGAGAUGCAUUUAUAUCCUUAACUUCAUCUUCUCUUGCAGAUCUGCCAGCUGGAAGCACUGUUGGUACUGCUUCACUUAGAAGAAAGUCACAGAUACUCCAUAGGUUUCCAUCACUCAAUGUGCAGGAGAAUUUUCGGGGUAACGUCCAGACACGGUUGAAAAAGCUUAAUGAAAAGGUGGUCGAAGCAACCUUAUUAGCAUUAGCUGGACUCAAACGAUUAGAUAUGACAGAAAAUGUAACUUCAAUUCUUUCACUAGAUGAAAUGCUUCCAGCAGUUGCUCAGGGGGCGAUUGGAAUUGCCUGCCGAACCAAUGACGAUAAAAUGGCUCAUUACAUAGCUUUAUUGAAUCAUGAGGAAACAAGACUAGCAGUUGCAUGCGAGAGGUCGUUCCUUCUGACCCUGGAUGGGUCUUGUCGAACUCCUAUUGCUGGAUAUGCUAGCAAAGAUGAGGAUGGUAAUUGCAUAUUCAAAGGGUUGGUGGCUUCCCCUGAUGGAACCCGUGUACUUGAAACUUCUAGGAAAGGCCCGUAUGCUUCUCAAGAUAUGAUCAACAUGGGUAAGGAUGCAGGCCAGGAACUUCUUUCACGUGCAGGUCCAGGUUUUUUCGGUAUUUAAUGUGAGCCUUACUUAGGGAAAGCUGCGGAAGUUAAUGCAGCCUCCCUCCCUCGUGCAAAUUUUGGUGGUUGCAACCAAUGAGUUUAUUUAUCAGCCUUUGAGCUGUCUGUUGUAACUUGUUACAUUAGUAUUUGUUCUGUUUUUGUUGCUAGAAAGAGCGACAAUUCAGUCACUACAGGCUUUGAUUGUUGUUGUCUCAGUUCAUUUAGUAGCCAAAGUUUUGUGACUCUCUCUCU